Molecule: messenger RNA, 669 nt
Organism: Coprinopsis cinerea okayama7#130
Lineage: Eukaryota; Fungi; Basidiomycota; Agaricomycetes; Agaricales; Psathyrellaceae
Exons: 4
Coding region: 1-669 (222 amino acids)
Biological process (GO): carbohydrate metabolic process
Cellular component (GO): extracellular region
Molecular function (GO): cellulose binding
Source: RefSeq, a predicted model, not a curated record
AUGUUCCUUUUGAUCGCUCCCAUAUUUCUCUGUUUGACGAUCCCCUUGGUCUCUGCUCAAUCGGAGGCCCCUGCUUGGGGACAAUGUGGAGGUCAAGGAUGGUCGGGCCCAACCCAAUGUGUAUCAGGAUAUACUUGUAACCUGGUCAACGAAUGGUAUUCUCAAUGCGUACCUGGAUCGGCUCCUCCUGUGACCAAUCCCCCUGUCGUCGUCCCCCCGACAACUACGGUUGUGCAACCGCCAUCCACCACCAUUAUUGGCCCUCCGCCAUCCGGGUCCCAGAUCCGCACUGUCACGAAUCCUGUGUACCACUUUUAUCUGCAGAAUAACGGUGGUGUCCCAAGACUAGGCCCCGAAUCCAGUUCAGGACGCUUCAUCAUUAACGGAACCAUCACGCUGAAUCAAGCUGACGGAACGCGACUCUACCUCAACGCAGACGACAUUGGCGCCUCCUAUAAGCCUCUCUCGUUCGGUACGACCGCUACGACAACCAACUGGGGUUUGGAAGGCGACACGAUUAUCAUUCGGAACCCGCGCCAAUUGAACUUUUUGGCAUGUUCGACAAAUGAUAGGAAUUUCUAUGAUGUGUUUUUGCAGGGGCAGGGGAAUGCGUCGCCGCCUGGACGGUCGUGUAAUAUGGUUACGAUGCAUUUGCCUUGUUUGUGUUAG